CCCAGACGCUGGGGGGGGAAAGGUCCUCCCCGUGUCGCACUUGGUACGCGCCAGCGGGGAGGCCAGGCCCAGCCCCGACGGUACAAUAGGGUUGGGCCGCGGCCGGGACUGGGCCGGCGCCGGGCAGGGAGCGGGAUCGCGGCCGCAGCUGAAAGACACUGGGCGGCCGGCGACUCCGAGCCUCGCAGGCCACUAGCCGAGGCAGCCCAGACCUUCUCCGGAGCAACCCCCGCCUCCGAGUCUUGCCCGCCGGGCAGGGCCGGGCGUGAUGCGCCGCGGGACCCCUGUCCUGGCCGCUGGCCGCGGCCGCCGCCGCCGCUGAGACCCCAAGACCCCCGGUGACGCCGCAGCCAUGGAGAGUGGCCCACAUGCAGAGCCAGGUGCCGGCGCACCCCCAGCAGUGGCAGCCAGGACCCCCCCAGAGCCAAGACCUUCUCCAGAAGGUGACCCCUCCCCGCCGCCGCCACCACCACCGAUGUCAGCCCUGGUCCCCGAUACACCCCCAGAUACCCCUCCUGCCAUGAAGAAUGCCGCUAGUUCUAAGCAGCUCCCACUGGAACCAGAGAGCCCCCCAGGGCCGGCUGGGCCUCGAUCAGCCCCCCAGCAGGAAGAGUCCCCUUUCUCAGAUGUGAAGAUCAGAGGACCCACCCCACCAGCCACAGGCCCACGGGAUGCCAGGCCUUCUCGAAGGAGCAGCCAGCCAUCCCCGACAACGGUGCCAGCCUCUGACAGCCCUCCCACCAAGCAAGAUGUAAAGAAAGCAGGAGAGAGACACAAGCUGGCAAAGGAGCGGCGAGAAGAACGGGCCAAGUACCUGGCGGCCAAGAAAGCAGUGUGGCUGGAGAAGGAGGAGAAGGCCAAGGCCUUGCGGGAGAAGCAGCUCCAGGAGCGCCGGCGGCGGCUGGAGGAGCAGAGGCUUAAAGCCGAGCAACGCCGGGCGGCCCUAGAGGAGCGGCAGCGGCAGAAGCUGGAGAAGAACAAGGAGCGCUAUGAAGCAGCCAUCCAGCGGUCAGUGAAGAAGACGUGGGCUGAAAUCCGGCAGCAGCGCUGGUCCUGGGCAGGAGCCCUGCACCACAGCUCCCCAGGACGGAAGACCAGUGGGAGCAGGUGCUCCGUGUCGGCAGUAAACCUGCCUAAACACGUGGACUCUAUAAUCAACAAGCGGCUCUCAAAGUCCUCAGCCACGCUCUGGAACUCCCCCAGUAGAAAUCGCAGCCUGCAGCUGAGCCCAUGGGAGAGCAGUAUCGUGGACCGCCUGAUGACACCCACCCUCUCCUUCCUGGCACGGAGUCGCAGUGCGGUCACGCUGCCCCGCAACGGCCGGGACCAGGGUAGGGGCAGCGGCCCUGGGAGAGCCCCCACGAGGGGCGGGACAGGGGCCAGCCCCGCUCGAGGGCCGCACCCCGACCGCACUCAUCCCUCCGCAGCCGUGCCCGUGUGCCCGCGCUCGGCCUCUGCCAGUCCCCUGACGCCGCCGAGCAGUGCCCCCCGAAGCGCGCACCGCUGCGCCCCAGCUGGGGAGCGCGGGGAGCGCCGCAAGCCCAGCGCUGGGGGCAGCCCGGCCCAGGUCCGCCGCCGGCCCGAGGCCUCCCCGGUGCAGAAAAAGGAGAAGAAGGACAAGGAGCGGGAAAAUGAGAAGGAGAAGAGUGCCCUGGCCCGGGAGCGCAACCUCAAGAAGCGCCAGUCACUGCCUGCCUCUCCGCGCCCGCGCCUGGCUGUGGGCCACGCAGAGCUCAGUCCCAAAGCCAAGGCCCGGCCAUCCUCUCCCUCCACAACCUGGCCCAGGCCUGCCUCUCCCUGCCCCAGCCCAGGGCCAGGCCACGCUCUACCCCCAAAACCACCAUCCCCUCGGGGCACCACUGCAUCACCCAAGGGGCGGGUUCGGAGGAAGGAUGAGGCAAAGGAGAGCCUCAGUGGGACAGGACCUGUGGACAAGAACCAGAGCAAGAGCAAGACCCGUGAGGAGAAGGAGCCAACAGCCCCAGCCUCACCAGCACCCUCGCCUGUGCCCUCCCCCACCCCAACUCAGCCCCAGAAGGUGCAGCCCACAGCUGAGAUGCCUGCAGAUGCUGCUGUCCUGACCCCACCCCCAGCUCCUGCUCCACCAACGACCCCUAGCAAACCCAUGGCAGGCACCACAGACCGAGAAGAGGCCACCCGGCUCCUGGCUGAGAAGCGGCGCCAAGCACGGGAGCAGAGGGAGCGCGAGGAACAGGAGCGGAGGCUGCAAGCAGAAAGGGACAAGCGCAUGCGAGAGGAGCAGCUGGCGCGGGAGGCCGAGGCUCGGGCCGAGAGGGAGGCGGAGGCUCGGAGGCGGGAGGAGCAGGAGGCCCGAGAGAAGGCGCAGGCGGAGCAGGAGGAGCAGGAGCGGCUACAGAAGCAGAAAGAAGAGGCCGAAGCUCGGUCCCGGGAAGAAGCGGAGAGGCAGCGUCUGGAGCGGGAAAAGCACUUCCAGCGGGAGGAGCAAGAGCGGCAAGAGCGCAAAAAGCGCCUGGAGGAGAUCAUGAAGAGGACUCGGAAGUCAGAAGCUGCUGAAACCAAGCAGAAGCCGGACAGGAAGGAGGCACAAGCCAACAAUUUCAGCCCAGAGCCUGUGAAAGCCGGGGAGGCCAGGCCCGCAGGGCUGCAGAAGGAGGCAGUGCAGAAAGAGGAGCUGGCCCCCCAGGAGCCUCAGUGGAGCCUGCCAAACAAGGAGUCGCCCGGGUCCCUGGUGAAUGGCCUACAGCCUCUCCCUGCACACCAGGAGAAUGGCUUCUCCCCUAAGGGGCCCUCUGGGGACAAGAGUCUGGGCCGAACGCCAGAGGCACUCCUGCCCUUCGCAGCAGAGGCAGAAGCCUUCCUCAAGAAAGCUGUGGUACAGCCCCCGCAGGUCACAGAAGUCCUUUAGGAGGUUGCCUUGGAUCCAGGCGCAGCUAUGAGGGCUCCUCCGCACAUCCUCCAGGAGGUCUGGAAGAGAGAGAGACAGAACAAAGCCGGAAGUGGCCUGGGCCCCUGGGGUGGGUCUCCUGUUAUUUUUAAUCUGCACCUUAUAGACUGAUGUCUCUUUGGCCAGAGCCAGGUCCUGCCCCUCAGUGCAUUCGUGUGCUCACACGCGCGGCCGCCCCCCUCCCGUACACACAUAUACACUCACAGCCUCUCUGGCCUCCUCCCUUGGGGAAGGGCUGCCUGUAGUAUUUGCCUUGGUUCGGUGGGGUACAGUGGUUGUGAAUACUGUAAAUACUUGUGCUCAGACUCCUCUGCGUGGAGGGGCGGGUGCAGGAGGCAGACCCUCCCAGGACUCCCCCGGGGUGGUCUUCCUCUCUCUAUUUAACUGUAACUGAGGGGGAACCCAGGUGAGGGGGUGGGGGGCACCUUGGGCCACAGGAUACUGUUUGCUUUAGGGGUACCCAUGCCCCCUGCCCUCGCCUGGAAUCAGUGUUAUUGCAUCUGAUCAAACUUCUCCAGAAAUAAAGUGAGAAUAAUUCUGCCA
This is a messenger RNA of Mustela lutreola (European mink), 3469 nucleotides long. It is a transcript of the gene MAP7D1, whose product is annotated as MAP7 domain containing 1. The transcript has 17 exons. Bases 353 to 2887 code for a protein of 844 amino acids. Gene Ontology annotation, biological process: microtubule cytoskeleton organization. The record is from RefSeq and is a predicted model, not a curated record. NCBI's taxonomy places the organism in Eukaryota, Metazoa, Chordata, Mammalia, Carnivora, Mustelidae. Gene Ontology annotation, cellular component: microtubule cytoskeleton.